Cucurbita pepo subsp. pepo (vegetable marrow) is the source of this 2147-nucleotide messenger RNA. Its product is annotated as ERAD-associated E3 ubiquitin-protein ligase HRD1B. The record is from RefSeq and is a predicted model, not a curated record. NCBI's taxonomy places the organism in Eukaryota, Viridiplantae, Streptophyta, Magnoliopsida, Cucurbitales, Cucurbitaceae. Gene Ontology annotation, molecular function: ubiquitin protein ligase activity. Gene Ontology annotation, cellular component: endomembrane system. Gene Ontology annotation, biological process: ERAD pathway; proteasome-mediated ubiquitin-dependent protein catabolic process.
AGCCCUAACUUUGAAUUCCAUCUUGGUUCUGCAUCAGCUUUCAUGAUUCUGCAAUUUUUCGUGUUCGUCUCAUCUUCAUCGACUUCCAACUGGAUUGCCGCCUAGAUCUACCCGGGCAUAGAUAGCCAUAGUCGCCGAUCAAACAGUGCAGUAGAGAAUGAUGAAGCUGCAAACAUAUGCGGGAAUUAGUUUCAUUGCAACUAUAGUGGUGAUCUAUCAUGCCUUUAACAGUAGAGGCCAGUUCUACCCAGCGUUGGUCUAUUUAUCAACUUCCAAGAUCAAUCUAGUGCUUCUUCUCAACAUGGGUUUAGUCCUCAUGUGCAUUUUGUGGCAGCUAACCAAAAAAAUAUUUCUUGGUUCCCUCCGAGAAGCAGAGGUUGAGAGGCUCAAUGAGCAAUCGUGGAAGGAGUUGAUGGAAAUCCUCUUUGCCAUCACUAUCUUUCGGCAAGAUUUUUCUGUUGCAUUCCUUGCUAUGGUUACGGCUUUGUUAUUGAUCAAAGCUUUGCAUUGGUUGGCUCAGAAGAGGGUUGAAUACAUGGAAACCACUCCAUCGGUGCCGUUGUUGUCUCAUAUCCGGAUUGUUUCUUUCUUGGGUUUUCUCUUUGUUCUAGAUAGUCUGUUUUUGUAUAAUUCGAUAGGUUCUCUGAUACAGACAAGGAAGGCUUCAGUUUCCCUCUUCUUUUCAUUUGAGUAUAUGAUUCUUGCGACAACAGCCGUGUCAACAUUUGUGAAAUAUAUUUUCUAUGUCAGUGAUGUGCUCAUGGAGGGACAAUGGGAAAAAAAGCCUGUCUAUACAUUCUACUUGGAGCUUAUCCGAGACUUGCUUCACUUGUCGAUGUACUUGUGUUUCUUUCUUGUGAUUUUCAUGACAUAUGGCGUGCCUUUGCACUUGAUCCGUGAGCUCUAUGAGAUCUUUAGGAAUUUUAGGAUUCGUAUUGCAGAUUACAUUCGGUAUAGAAAGAUUACUUCAAACAUGAAUGAUCGUUUCCCAGAUGCAACACCUGAAGAACUCAAUUCAAGUGAUGCAACAUGCAUUAUUUGUCGUGAAGAGAUGACAGUUGCAAAGAAGCUAGUAUGUGGACAUCUUUUUCAUGUCCAUUGCCUCCGGUCCUGGUUGGAGCGACAACAUACUUGUCCCACUUGCAGAGCCCUUGUUGUACCACCUGAAGGUUCAAGCACAGCAGGAGGUCAUCAGGGAUCGCAGUCUGAUGCUAAUCAACAAGGAACAGGAACCACAAGUUCAUCUGCACAAGGUUCGGGUGGUACAGGUGCUGUUGGUGAUAGUUUGAGUCAUCAUCAGGCUAGAGUCCAGGCUGCUGCUGCUGCUGCUUCAAUAUAUGAGAAAUCUUAUGUUUAUCCUUUUGCGAACACAUUAGCAUGGUCUCCUGGAUACGCAGUAGUUCCUCAGGUUCAAAGACCUUUGCUUGACUCCAACAAUGUAGAACCGAUUGGAGAACAAGCUUCCAAUGAACAAGCACAAUAUUUUCCAUUUACAAGCGGCCCUGCAAACCUGUCCUUUACUCAAAUUCCCCAAAAUCUUUUUGUUCCUUUUCAGCCACGAGAGGGCACUGUAAACAAUACGGAUGGAUUGGGCAGUAGUCAAAAUACAUCGGGCUCACAGCUUGAAGCUCAAGAAAGAUUUCUUCAACAACAGAUUGAGAUCCUACAAGAUCAGCUGCAACUUCUCCGUAAACUGAAAGUCGAAGAUAGCUCAAUAGCAGGCGAGGCAGACAAGAAAGGGAAAAGCAUAGCAUCAUCGUCGCAGUCAUCAUCUUCAUCAGUUUCAGAUUCUCAUCCACCCGGAGAAACCGAAAGGACGGUGGGAUAAGAGAAAUGUGCAUAAUUACAAUGUGUAAUAAUACAAGAAUAGAGAUUCAGAAUGACAGAGAUAUCUCUUGUUCUUGUAUUCGGAAGAUGUACUUGGUAAAUUUUUAGAAGCAGUCUUCUUCCCAUUUGCAUAGCCGCGUUGGUUAGUUGGUUGUAAAUGCUGGAUUUGAGGCGUCCUUUUUGAAGCAAUUAUGCGACGGUCAAAAAGGAAUGUUGAAUGUUCUUUUUAGCAAAGAGAAGAAGAGAGAGAUUACAUUCAAAGAUGUUUGGUUGCUAUUUUCUUAGUCUAAAAGAUGCUUUUUGAAAAGCACUUCAAUUCA